Molecule: messenger RNA, 2603 nt
Organism: Leptidea sinapis
Lineage: Eukaryota; Metazoa; Arthropoda; Insecta; Lepidoptera; Pieridae
Gene: PIG-Z
Product: GPI mannosyltransferase 4
Exons: 3
Coding region: 230-2182 (650 amino acids)
Biological process (GO): GPI anchor biosynthetic process
Cellular component (GO): endoplasmic reticulum membrane
Molecular function (GO): alpha-1,2-mannosyltransferase activity
Source: RefSeq, a predicted model, not a curated record
CUGGUGACGGACGACGGUUGACGGAAGCUUUAUAUAUUAGAUUUAGAUUUUAGCAAGAUUUUAGCCUUAUUAGGUGCAAUUUAAAUGUACACCCUCAUGAAAUAAUUGAAAUAACUACUAAAAUGUUCAGUGUACUAUACAGACACAGAAAAAUCAUGUGAAAGAAAUAAUAUAGGUUUGAUUCUGUUUUAAAAAUACAAUGUUUCAAACAGAUUAAAACUUAAAAACAAUGUUUUUGAAAACAAAUAUUUUUAAAGCGAUUACUUUCAAGAAUGGUGUCCAGUUGCCUUUUACAUACUGGAUUCUUGUUAUAUUACGAUUUGCUCUCACAUUGUGGCCACAAUCCGGUUACAUACAUCCCGAUGAAUAUUUUCAAAAUGUUGAAGUAAUUGCUGGUGAUGUUUUUGACAUAGAAAUAUCAAGAACUUGGGAGUUUGAUCCAAAAUUUCCAAUAAGAAACAUAUUUGUGCCUAAACUAGUCCUCAGCCCACCACUAAAUCUUAUAAGAAUUCUUAAUCCAUUUAUGAAAAGCCACUUUCAAGUUGAUCUUAAAACUCCUUACUUUUUGCUUGUUAUUCCAAGACUAUUUAUUUGUGCUUUAUCAUUAAUAAAUGACUAUUGUCUCUACAAACUGUGUGUGCUGUAUGGUCAAAAUUUUAGAAACCGAUUAAAAAUAUUUGCAAGCUCAUAUGUAGUUCUUGUCUAUGGCACUAGAAGUUUUUCAAAUAACUUUGAAAUGAUAUUCUUUUCUUUACUACUUUAUUUAGUAGGUGAUUGUAUGUUGAAGUCUGAUAAGAUUAUUUAUCAUAAACAGUUUCUAGAUGAAAGGUACAAGCAAGCUUUAACACCAGCUGAGAGAGUGAGGAUAAAUAAGUUACAGAGUCAUAUACCACAACAUUCACUCAAUUAUGUAUUUGUAAUUGCAUCUAUAGUUGUUGUUGGUACAUUUAAUCGUCCUACAUUUAUUGGGUUUGCUUUUGUGCCUAUAUUCUUCUGGCUUCAUAGAGGUUUAGGGACACAAGUUGUAGGAUUUGUUGACUUCCAUAUAAGAAUAUUCAUAUUAAAAAUCUGUGCAAUACCCAUGCUAUUAUUACUGAUUAUCAUUGACUCUGGAUACUAUGGGUAUAUCACAAUGGCGGAUAUAGAAUCCUUAGAAAUAAGUUGGAACAAUUGGAUUGUGACACCAUUGAAUUUCUUGAGAUAUAAUGCUGAUCCAAGUAAUCUGACAAAACAUGGACUACAUCCUCGGUGGCUGCAUAUUGCUGUCAAUGUGCCCUUACUAUUUAAUGUUUUGGGUUUCAUAGCAUUAUACACAGUACUAGUCAACUGUUACAGAUUCAUCUGCGGGAUGUACAGUAAAAUGCCGAGAAGACAAAGUAUCCGAGGCUUAAUGUUGCUCUCAGUGAUAAUUCCAUUAGGUCUGCUAUCAUUGUUUCCACAUCAAGAAGCACGGUUCAUUAUACCAUUGCUCGUUCCACUUGUGUAUCUCUAUGCUAAUAUGUUACAUGCCAAUGAUGAGGACACACAAAAUGUAAAGAAGAUGAAGAAAUUUUUUUUAUCCGUCUGGUAUACUCUUAAUAUAAUUUUUACUGUAUUUUUUGGUUUCAUACAUCAAGGUGGUAUUUAUCCAUUUGUAAAUAACCUCUUUUAUGAAAUCAAAGGAAAUUAUGGAACCCAUGUGCAUGUAAUAACAACCCACAGUUAUAGUAUACCAACAUAUCUAUUGCAACUAGAAAGCACUACACGUCUGUGGAUUGAUAAAACAACAAACAAAAGGUAUAAAGUCGCCCCUAGCACAUUUUUGCAUAAAUUUGGUUCAAUGCCAAUGGAAGAAUUAUUUACUGUAGUGGAUGACAGUUUGACCAUUGCUGAGAUGCGUUUGCAUAAACAUAACAGAAAAUAUAGACUUUAUUUAGUUUCACCAUGUUCAUUACAUAAUAAAGUAAUGAAUGUUUCUGUGAAAUAUCAUUAUAUGGAAAUAAAAAAUGAAUAUACCUACUAUCCACAUUUUUGUACAGAAGCAUUACCCGACUUCCCAAAUGCAAAUGAUCACAACUGUUACAGCAAUGGAUUAAGAACAAAUGAAUCUCAGCUAAUAUCUCUGAAACUUUCUCAAAGAAUCUCAUGUUAUUUAAGUAAGUUUUGCUUGAGGGCAUAUAGUAUAAGAUCGAAAGGAGUAUGAAGGUAUUCAAACAUUGUAAAUAAAACAAUUUGUUUUUUAUAUUUGAAUUUAUAGACUUGGUAUUUGAGUUUUUUAAACAAUUUAACAAAAAUCAUUUUUAAAUUGAGUACUUAAUUUUAAGGAUAAUAAUUAAUUUGUGAUAUCAAAGUUCUGAUUUUUUUACAUUUUAUAAUUAAUGAAUUUUACUUAAUAAUUUUAUUAAAGUUUGUAGUUUGUGUUAUAACACAUUAUUAUAGUCAUGUCCCACCAGCUAGAGCACUUGCUUAAAUUUUUUAUAGUAUUUAAGUUCACACAUAAAACAUUGUCCAAUUGUUUGUUUUGUAUAUUAUUUAUAUUAAAUGUUAAAAAAUAGUUAAAAUAUAAAAUAUUUUAACUAUUUUUUAAAACAUGUGAAAAUUAAAUAGAUGCCAUUUGUCUUCAA